Molecule: messenger RNA, 1937 nt
Organism: Ilyonectria robusta
Lineage: Eukaryota; Fungi; Ascomycota; Sordariomycetes; Hypocreales; Nectriaceae
Product: fungal-specific transcription factor domain-containing protein
Exons: 1
Coding region: 90-1937 (615 amino acids)
Biological process (GO): positive regulation of transcription by RNA polymerase II
Cellular component (GO): nucleus
Molecular function (GO): zinc ion binding; DNA-binding transcription factor activity, RNA polymerase II-specific; transcription cis-regulatory region binding
Source: RefSeq, a predicted model, not a curated record
CUACGAGAGAUAACGUGUCUUAAUUUCGCCUUCUGUUGGUUGCCUUUUUGGGACAGAAACCAUUCAAUUCCUUUCACAACAUCUUACCAAUGGGGAGUGCAACAAUGGCUCCAGCACGCCAUUCACGUUCCUUCACCCUGUCGCAGCCUCCACUCACCAAGCGCCAAAACAAACCCCGGAUCAAACGGUCAAAGACUUACACCGGCUGCUGGACAUGCCGGGCACGCGGCAUAAAGUGUGAUGAACAAAAGCCCGAGUGUGGAAGAUGCCUACGGUCGAAUCUCCGCUGCGCAGGGUAUCACGUGAAAUUGGUCUGGGAUGUUCAGGAUGGCGAGGCCGAAAAGCCUGCCAAACGCCGGGCUUUCCUGACGGCCCACGAUGCUAGACAACCUGUGCUCAGCGCCAGCGAGAUACGCCUCGCACUCGCAGAAGCAGAUGUGGCAGAUGCUCGCAAUCCAGUGCAGUCUGGGCCAUUCACGGUUUUCUCAGCUUCAGUUAACCCAGAAACACCAAGAGCCAGCUCUGAGACGCCCGAGGAAGAUGACCACAACCAAGACAAUGGCGCAUGCGUAGAAACAUCUACCGUAUGGUGUCAUGACUUGGGAGAGAUUGACAUCCAAGCACAGGACAGGAGUGGCAGGGAUGUUGACCAUGCGGUUAUGAAAUGGAUGCAUGGUAUUGAUCAUGAACACCACCACGACACCAAAGGAGUCAUGACAAUGGUUUCCAUCAAACAAAAAGUGUUUCCUCAUAUUCCAGCGUAUAUAUCAAGCGCCAGCAAAGAGGAGCGGUCCCUCUUCCACGACUGGGUUACCGUUUUGAGUGGACUUAUGAUGCCGACUCAAUAUCUGGAUAAUCCCUUCCGCACGAUUUUUAUUCCUCUAGCUUUGGCCGCACCGUCAUCUUCCUCUGAAUCAUCGGGAAAUGGAGCAUUGCUCCAUUCUAUAUAUGCUAUUUCGGCCUUCAAUCAAGCUCAAUUGUCGUCCUCGAACGAGUAUUUAUUUUCCCUUGGAACGAAGCAUCACAGGAUAGCCCUUGAACAUCUACGCAGAAGCCUGAUGCAGCCAGAGGAAAGCCAGACAGAGGCCAUCCUAGCUACCAUCAUCAACAUGUCAUCUAUUGACGUUAUCAAGGGACAAUCAGCGAGUUGGCGUAUACAUCACGCAGGUGGCUGGACUUGGCUCCAGCAUAUUAUGGAAAACGGCGCCACUCAGAGCGCCAACGCCUCCGUACUCUGUCAAAUAUUUUUCUGCAUUAGCACCCUUGGCCAGAGUCACCCAGAGGUCAUGAGCCGACUCGAACGCCGUCAAGGUAUCCAACCUAAGUUCGCUUACUCAAUGCAGGUAUGGGACAAGCCAUAUGCCUUGGAUAGGCUUUUUGGAAUCACUCAGCCAGUUCUCGAGGGGAUCAUGAGGACCAACACGCUGUCAGAGCCAGUUUGCCACGCAACACAAGAGGAGAUAGAAGACCUUGACCUUUUUAUCCGCCGCAACGAUCCCGACGUUCUGAUCUCGGAUAUGGAGGAGGAAUACGACGACAUCACCCGCCACCACACCUGCACUUUCUUCUGCGCUUCCCUUAUAUAUUUCGAAAGGCGCUUACGCAAGACGUCGCCGCGAAAGAUCCAGCGCCUGGUGCAACGGAGUCUGGACCACUUGUGUGCCAUUGAUGCCCUCGAGGUGGAGCAGAAGUUGGUUGUAUGUGGACUUUUCUGGCCUGUCUUUGUUACGGCCUGCGAGGCUGAAAAUUUUAAUAACUUGCGAGCUCGGGCGCUUCAAAUGUUUGACAAGGGGACGCUGCUUGGUAUUGGUAACAUAUUGUCUGCUAGAAAGGUUGUUGAGGAGGUUUGGCGACGGAGGGAUAAUGACUGUGAAGGGGUGGACACUACGUGGCAGAGUGUCAUGGCCGAUUUGGAGCUGGACCUUAUUCUUACAUGA